ACAAUUGUUUGUACAAAAACCUCACAUUUUUACUAAUUUUUCAACAUUUAAUUGUAAUUUUAUUUGUGAUUUAUGCUAAGGUUUUAAUUUCUUAGGAUAUAGUACAUUCUUUUCUUUAAUUUUUAAAAAAUUGAUCAAUUUCACAUGUGAGGCAAUUGUAGACUUAAAAUAUUUAGUUGCAAAGUCUUCGGUAAGUCAAAAUGAAGUAGUGGAAGUUUGAUAUGGAUUAAUUUACUGUUAUAUGCUGGCUGUGUCGAAUAUAACAAUAUUUAUUUGCAUCAUAUUGUUUUCACAAUCAGUGACAGAAUUGUUUACAAACAGAUAUUCCAAUUGGCCUUCUUUUUACCUAAGAAGAGCACACAGUCCUAAAGAGCAGUUUGAAAGAUCAGAAUAUGUUAAUGAUGAAACCAAAGACAACAGGAAAUGGCACAAAGUACAAGUUUUUAGCCCUGGUUUAAUAGAAUAUAAAGAGUCAAAUAGCAAUAGAAAAAUUGACGAGUAUAAAGGGGCGAAUAAAUGGCAGCAAUUGGCUACUUUAGACAACUGGCCAUAUACAUAUCUUAAUAAAUCAAAAAUUACCAAUUUCAAUGAUUACAAUGAACCGGAAUCAGCCUAUAAAAUGGAUCCAAAUCCAUUCAGAGAAAAAAAUUUAGUGGAAAAUGAAUUUGUUUUGGAUAGUAGAAAAUCAAAAUGCCGAGAAAAAUCAAAAGGUCAACAGUUAGACCAGUUGCAGUGCUUUCCUGAAAGUGGAAAAGCAAAAGCUCCUACCCUUUUACCAGAACCGAACUACGAUCCAGACUAUGAAAGUGCCCUGAACGGGGAAACGGCUGAAAAAAUUACUACCGAAAUAUUCAAGAUAAUCCUUAACAAUAAAUUUCUAUCAGAUGAGCUGGGGAUAUCUAUGGAUGACAUGGCCGAGUUACAGAAUGUUAUGUUCAGAGGACCUUUGCAAACAAGUCAAAACUGUUGUAAAUUUAUAGAUAGUGGCUUAAAAUGUUUUCUUUCUUGGAUCACUGAUUGUGAUACCAGGGAUUAACAUUACUAGUUCCAUCGUUUUAAUCCCAAAAACAGAAAGAACUCAGUUUUUACUAAGGCAUUUCAAAUAGCCUGGAGAAGAGGUAAAAAAAUAUAAUAAAAGAUCACAAGUAGUCAAAAAAAUUUAUCAACAGUCUUUUCAUCAGUA
Cimex lectularius (bed bug) is the source of this 1183-nucleotide messenger RNA. RefSeq lists its product as uncharacterized. NCBI's taxonomy places the organism in Eukaryota, Metazoa, Arthropoda, Insecta, Hemiptera, Cimicidae. Bases 242 to 1036 code for a protein of 264 amino acids. The record is from RefSeq and is a predicted model, not a curated record. The transcript is spliced from 4 exons.